Molecule: messenger RNA, 1031 nt
Organism: Rotaria sordida
Lineage: Eukaryota; Metazoa; Rotifera; Eurotatoria; Philodinida; Philodinidae
Source: the annotation of a GenBank genome assembly
AUUCAAAUUUAGAUAAAGAUAAAAAAGAUGAUUAUUUAGAAGAAAUAUCUGAAGAUUAUAAUGAUAUUCGUGAUGAUUAUUAUGCAAAUCUUAAACAAAUACGUUCAAUAUCAAUAAAUGAUGCACGAAAAAAACGAUGGAUUAGUCAAAAAGAAAAUUUUAAUAUAAUUAAACCAACAUUUUUAGGUAUAGAAAUAUUUAAUAAUAUUGAUAUUGAAAAAUUAAUUGAAUAUAUUGAUUGGAAACCAUUUUUUGAUGCAAUGCAAAUACGUGGAAAAUAUCCAAAUCGUGGUUAUCCUAAAUUAUUCGAUUGUAAAGAAGUUGGCGCACAAGCUCGUAUUGUUUUUAAUGAUGCACAAAAAAUUUUAUCAAAUAUUGUUACACAUAAAAUUUUUUCAAUUCGUGCUGUUAUUGGUUUUUAUCCAUGUCGAACAUCAGGUGAUGAUAUACUUAUAUUUGAUCCACAAGAUUCAACAAAACAAAUUUCAACAUUAUUUGGUUUAAGACAACAAAUGGAACGUGAUUCAAAUGUUUAUAUGUGUUUAUCAGAUUUUAUAUCAUCAACUACAAUUGAUUAUAUUGGACUUUUUGCAUUAGCUAUUUUUAAUGUUGAACAAGAAGCACAAAGAUUAGUACAAAAAGAAAUUGAUGAUUAUUCAUCAAUUAUAUUAAAAUUAUUAGGUGAUCGUUUAGCUGAAGCAUGUGCUGAAUAUUUACAUGAACGUGUUCGUCGUGAAUUAUGGGGAUACGUACCAAAUGAAAAUUUAACAAUAAAAGAUUUACUUUCAGUUAAAUAUCAAGGUAUUCGUCCAGCUGCUGGUUAUCCAACACAACCAGAUCAUACAGAAAAAUUAACAAUAUGGAAAUUAUUAAAUGUUAAAGAAUCAAUUGGUAUUGAAUUAACAGAUUCACUUGCUAUGCUACCACCAUCAGCUGUUUCGGGACUUUAUAUGGCUCAUCCAGAAUCAACUUAUUUUGCUGUUGGAAAAAUUAAUGAAGAUCAAGUAUGUUUGAGUUUAGAAGCAAAAUGA